AUGUCCUCCGCCAAAUCGCGUCUGUCCAGUUUGGCAGCGCAAAUCUUCCCUUCCAGUCCCCAGGGUCAAACCAGCAAGUCCAUCGACAAUCUCAGCAUCGACAACCACACCGUGGGCACUCUAUCGUGGUACAACAUCCAUACUCUUUCCCCAGCAUUCUUCCUGCCUCGCGCAGCAGCCAUCGAGCCCAAUGCUCCAGCCAUCUAUCACCGCACGGCCAACAACAAGAUCCUGAGAAGGUCAUAUAUCGAAUUCGCCGACAGAGCUCGAGGCUUCGCAUACUAUAUCAAGAAGAAGGGAUAUAAGAGGAUUGGGAUAUUGUCCACGAAUACCCCGGCCUUCCUCGAGGCGGUCUUCGGCAUUGGGGGCGCAGGCGCAAUCAACAUUGCCAUCAAUUACCGUUUGAAAAAGGACGACAUAGCCUAUAUCUUUGACCAUUCCGAUGCCGAUGCUAUUGUGGUGGACGCCGAGUUCCUGCCCUUGCUCGAUGACUACAGGCAAACCCAUCCCAACGUGCCUAUUAUCAUCGAUACAGACACCGAUGCCGUCGAGGGCCAGCUAUGUGGACCGUUUGAUGAAGCCGUGCUUGAGGGCCUGCAAUACGACUCCUCGCUAGGCUCUCGCGGCUGGGACGGUCUCGAGGCUUUGGCCCCCGACGAGCUUGCCGUCAAUGCUUUGGCAUACACAAGUGGCACAACCGCGCGGCCCAAAGGCGUCGAGUACACUCACCGAGGUUGUUAUUUGGGCGCCCUGGGCAAUAUAAUCGAAUCCGGUCUUGCAUAUCAUGAUGGCGAGCGCUGCAAGUACCUUUGGACCCUGCCAAUGUUCCAUGCCAUGGGUUGGACCUUCCCCUGGGCCGUGACUGCUGCGCGAGGAACCCAUUACUGUCUUCGCAAGAUCGACUAUCCAGAGAUAUGGCGGUUGCUGAAGGAUGAAGGCAUCACCCAUUAUUGCGCAGCUCCGACCGUCAACACUCUUCUGUGCGCUGAUUCCAAUGCCCAAAAGCUGCCCAACCCUGUGCGAGUCACUGUGGCGGCCAGUCCACCUACGGCCCAUCUAUUCGAGCAAAUGACAAACCUGAAUUUGCAUCCAGUACACGUUUACGGGCUGACUGAGACAUACGGCCCGAUCACGAAAGGUUAUAUCCUGCCAGAAUGGCACAAGUUCCCCAAUGUCAAGGACAAAUACGCCAAAAUGGCUCGCCAGGGUCACGGCUUUGUGACAUCACUACCCGCGAGAGUGAUCAAGACCGACGUACCUGAUGGCACCAUUAUCGAUGUCGAAAGGAAUGGGAAAGAGAUAGGAGAGAUUGUGUUCAACGGCAACAUUUGUGCUCGAGGGUAUUACAAGGAUGAAACCGCGACGAGAAAGCUGUUCCUGGGCGGCGUGUUGCACUCCGGAGAUCUAGCCGUGUGGCAUGAAGAUGGAGCCAUCCAGAUUUUGGAUCGUGCAAAGGACAUCAUCAUUUCUGGUGGUGAGAACAUUUCUUCCGUUGCCUUGGAAUCGAUGCUCGUCACGCAUCCCCAUAUUCUCGAGUGUGGCGUGGCUGCAGUCAGCGACAGCCACUGGGGCGAACGGCCCAAGGCAUUUAUAACGGUCAAACCCAAUGUCAAGGUGACGGGCGAAGAUGUGAUCAAAUGGGCGCGUGACCACCCAGGAAUCAGCCGAUUCAUGGUGCCCCGAGAGGUGGAAAUUGUCCCCGAGUUGCCCAAGACCAGCACGGGCAAGAUCAGGAAAAAUGUCCUCCGAGAAUGGGCCAAAGGGGCAAAGAGAGGAGGGGAGUAA
Messenger RNA from Cladophialophora psammophila CBS 110553, 1785 nucleotides. RefSeq lists its product as uncharacterized. The coding region runs from base 1 to 1785 and encodes 594 amino acids. The record is from RefSeq and is a predicted model, not a curated record. The transcript is spliced from 2 exons. Lineage: Eukaryota; Fungi; Ascomycota; Eurotiomycetes; Chaetothyriales; Herpotrichiellaceae.